Messenger RNA from Penicillium macrosclerotiorum, 1644 nucleotides. Its product is annotated as MFS transporter. NCBI's taxonomy places the organism in Eukaryota, Fungi, Ascomycota, Eurotiomycetes, Eurotiales, Aspergillaceae. Gene Ontology annotation, cellular component: membrane. Gene Ontology annotation, biological process: transmembrane transport. The transcript has 11 exons. Gene Ontology annotation, molecular function: transmembrane transporter activity. The record is from RefSeq and is a predicted model, not a curated record. The coding region runs from base 1 to 1644 and encodes 547 amino acids.
AUGGACUUACCGAAUGCCUCUACGGCGGAAAAGAGCGAUGGCGAGCUGGAGGGCACUAACUCCGAGGAUGCGACUUUUGCCCCGAUCACCACCGGGCCGCUGUCGCAUGAUGAGCACCGUGGCACGCAGCUCCAGAAGCAGCGCACCAAUGCAUCCCGCCGCUCGUUGGAUCACUGCUGGUCGCUAAAUGAUGGAGUCAGCAUUAGCGGCAAUGAGCUUGACAGGCAAGAGGCCGACGAGGCUGGGGGAGAGCCGGAUGAGAAUAGAGGAUUUAUCGUUGGUUGGGAUGAGAGCGACCCCAUGAAUCCACGCAACAUGAACACAGCUCGGCGAUGGAUGAUCGUGAUCAUUGUUUCAAUGGGAUCGCUUUGCGUGACGUGUACUUCGUCAAUGUAUACUACCACCUAUUCGCAGCUGAUGAACGAGUUCGGCUGCUCCCAAGAAGUCGCAACGUUGGGGUUAUCAUUUUUCAUCUGGGGACUAGGAAUUGGCCCACUCGUCCUGAGCCCGCUUUCGGAGUUCUAUGGGCGACGAAAUAUUUACAUUGCCUCCUUCUCGCUGUUUUUGAUCUGGCUCAUCCCAUGUGCGGUGGCAAAGAACACGGCAACGAUGCUCGUGAGUCGGUUUUUUAACGGACUGUCAGGUAGUGCAUUUCUGAGUGUUGCUGGCGGUACUGUUGGCGACAUGUUUGAUCGACAUGAAUUGGCAUUUCCGAUGAUGCUCUAUACGGCAAGUCCAUUCAUCGGUCCCGAAGUCGGGCCUCUGGUUGGCGGCUUCAUUAACGAUUUUACAAGCUGGCGUUGGACAUUCUAUGUACUCCUGAUCUGGACAGGAGUAUUACUAGUCUUGAUAAUCUUUCUAGUUCCAGAGACAUAUCAUCCGGUGCUUUUGAGGCGCAAGGCGCAGAAGCUCCGCAAGGAGACCGGAGACGACCGAUGGAGAGCGCCGAUCGAAAAGCUGCAGCGAUCAGUGGCGCAGACGGUUCUGCGAUCGAUGUAUCGCCCUAUCCUGCUCUUGGCACUAGAGCCGAUGUGCUUGAACCUAUGUGUCUUCUCUGCCAUCUUAUUGGGCAUUCUGUAUCUUUUCUUCGGUGCUUUUCAAUUGGUGUUUUCUACUGUGUAUGGCCUGGAACUGUGGCAGCGUGGUCUCUGUUUCAUGGGUCUUUUUGUCGGUAUGGUCCUUGCAAUCCUCUCUGACCCAAUUUGGCGCCGAAACUACAUGCGCCUGGAACGCAAUUUUCAAAAUGCGACGCGUAGGACCGAUGAGUUUCAGCCAGAGUGGCGAUUGCCUCCAGCAAUUCUGGGUGGGCCCUUAGUUACCAUAGGGUUAUUCAUAUUUGCAUGGACGAUCUACCCCAACGUCCACUGGAUUGCGCCAAUUAUUGGGAGUGCAGUGUUUGGUGCAGGUGUUAUCCUCGUUUAUUCAGGCAUCUUUACAUUUCUGGUUGAUGCAUACCCCACCUUUGCUGCCAGUGCCCUGGCCGCCAAUAGCUUCAUGCGGUCAAGCUUUGGAGGAAUAUUUCCCCUGUUCGGAAUUCAGAUGUAUAAUAACCUCGGAUUUCACUGGGCGACCUCAUUGCUGGCAUUUCUCACACUUGUCAUGACUCCAUUCCCCACAAAUUUCACAUGGCAUAUCCAGGUCUGA